AAAGCGCGCUGUGGAUGCUGGCAAGAGUUUCUUCCAUCGCGCGCUUCUGUUACACGAUGUGGAUGCGAAACAACAGCAAGGUGAUUGAUUUAAGAUGAACCGAUGUGUGUAAACAUGUAAUGCAAACGUGUGACACCCUGUGGAUUUACAGUAUCAGAAACCUAAAGAUCGCAAACACGAACAUCUGUCAUCCUGUAAUGAAAUAUGGAAGCGAGGAACUCAACGUACCCACUUCUUUUGGGAUAAACUAUCAUGACACAGGAUAUUGGUAUCAGAACACCUGUAAUAAUGGCAGUUUAUCUCUGAUCAGUGCUCUUGUUGAAAACACGGAUCUGAUACAUACAAAGGAUCAUACCUGAUCAAGGGUCAUGACAGAACUUUCUGAGAGGAGAUAAUCAUUAGUUGGGUGGAUGGAGAGGGGCAGUGGGGCUAUGGUGAACUCAUCCCCAGCAGUCGCUGCUCAUGCAGAGGGAGAAGAGAUUGAGGUGCUGGAGAGCACUGAUGUCCUUCCUGUUGCUCCAGAGGACUAUGAUCCAGGGAAUUCAGGCUUCAUCAGCACUGAGCGGUUUCGAGACCUGCUUGUAGCUCAUGGAUCAGAACUGGACCCUCACAAGCUGGAGGUUCUUCUCGCCCUGGCUGAUGGAAAUGCAGACGGCAAGAUCUGCUACCAGGACUUUGUUAACCUGAUGAGCAACAAACGUUCAAACAGUUUCCGUCGAGCAAUCCUGCAGGGGAGUCGGCAGCUCCGGAACUCUACGCUGAGAGAGGAAGUGGGCUUGGGUCUGUCUCGAAGACUUGUGCGCCACGUCGCCUACGAGACGUUGCCCAGAGAGGUGGACCGCAAGUGGUACUUUGACAGUUACACCUACUGUCCACCACCAUGGCUAAUGAUGGUCAUCACUAUAGCAGAGGUUAUUGUCUUCAUGUAUUACGGACUGCAGCUAAACCGCUGGGUUCUACAAGUGUCAUCCCCAUACUUCCUGAAGGGCCCACUGCCAUACCACCCACAGCUCAGAGCUCAGGCCUGGCGCUACCUUAGUUACAUUUUCAUGCACACUGGAAUUGAACACCUGGGUCUAAACAUGGCCAUGCAGCUGUUGGUGGGCGUGCCUUUAGAGAUGGUGCAUGGUGCUGUGAGAAUCGGCCUGGUGUAUGUGUGCGGCGUGCUGGCAGGUUCAUUGGCUGUGUCAGUUACAGACAUGACUGCACCUGUAGUCGGUUCAUCAGGGGGAGUCUACGCUCUAGUCUCCGCCCACCUCGCCAAUGUUGUCAUGAACUGGUCAGGGAUGAAAUGCCAGUUCAAGCUCUUUCGCAUGGCUAUGGCUCUGGUGUGCAUGAGUGUGGAGUUUGGUCGUGCUGUCUGGCUCCGAUUCUAUCCUCCAGCCUUCCCGCCAUUGCCUAAUCCCAGCUUUGUGGCCCAUCUGGGGGGAGUGGCAGUGGGCCUUACGCUUGGUGUUGUGAUUCUUCAGAACUAUGAACAGCGUUUGCAGGAGCAGUCCUUGUUCUGGAUCUUCUUCAGUGUCUACACACUCUUUAUCCUCUGUGGAAUCUUCUGGAACAUUUUUGCCUACAAUCUAUUGGAUAUCAAGUUACCCCCACCUCCAUGAAGCACAUAUUCUGUGUUUGUAUGUGGGAAGCUGUACAUUAAAAGGCAGACAAAAUAUUUGAAUGGUUGUGAAAAUCAUAAAUGAAAAACAAAUGCUAAAUUCCUCACUGCAGUAUCCUGCAGCGUUUGUGUUAGUGCCUAAAACAUGCCAACGUCUAGCAUCAUCAAAGUAGCUAAAAUGAGAGAUCACUACAAUGAGCCCAAGUGUACAAGCUACUUUCAGCCUGCUAUUUGAGGGCUAUCAGAGAUAGCACAAGUAUUAAUUUCAAGAUUAAACUGCUGCUGCUGGCUUGUCAACUGUCAGGUUGAUUCUGUGUCAGAUAUUCCCCAGCUCUUAACUGGCACAGGAAGGUUUUGCCAAAAAAAAAAAGAAAAAACAUUAUAAAUAACUGGAAACAAAUUUAUGAAGGAGAAAGAUAAAGAAAAAGACUGUUUUGCAGCCUAAUAUGGAAUAUACUUGAAUGAGUUACUGUAGUAGUAAAGGUACAAUUGAACAGAGACCAAACUCUCUCUGCAAAUGAUCAUUCACAUAUCUUUUGAAUAAUGCGCUUUUAUCUGAGCUAAGAGAAACUUAGCAUUCCCUUACCUUUUCAUUGUUGUCAACAAGCCCUGUAUGCAUCAUAAUAACUUUAUUGCUGCCAGCUCUGAAAUUGCACACUUAAUUAGAUUAUUUUAAUAGUAUUUGAUUGUAUAAUUGAAUCACACAGAUUAGUUCAAGGGUGGAACAGAAGUGUUAUGGAAGUCUCCCGAACAAAUACAUUGAUAAACAGAACAGUAACAAAGCAAAGUCACAUCAGUAAUAAAUGCUGCAGACAACUACAUGUAAUAUGCCAUUUAAUAUAGAGCAUAUUAGGGUGGUCCAUGAAACUAUAUUAAAAAAUUAAAUAAACAUUUAAGAGAAGUCCAGAAGUCUACAUUUAUUCUGAAGCCGAUUGGGGCAUGUUAAGGGAUCGCUCGCCCAAUGACCCACAUUUUUCUCAUUAUAAUCAUCAAUGCCAUAAACAAAUAGUUCAGCAAAUAGAGAUCUCAUUGCUGUAAAUGGUUACUUAAUUACUUAAUUGGCUUAGAAUUAUGUUUAGAAGUAUCAAGUGUAAAUAAGAUAUUCUUGGUCAAAUUAUUGCUGACAUAAAUAGCUGGAACAUUUUAUCUUUACUGUUUAUGAGACUAUGGACAGUAACUGUUAAAGUCUGUUGUUUUUGUCUUAAUUAAUAAAGUGAAAAAAAUUCCUGCAAAAUAAUCUAGCAUUAAAGCUCUUUACCAAACUGAUACAAUGCCAAAAGGAAGUAGUAGUGCUGAAGUAUGGCUGAUAGGGAAGGGUUCAGAUUAGGGCAGCACGAUUAUAGAAAAAAUAAUAAUUGUUGAUUAUUGCCCUUGAUAUUGUAAUAGCAGUUAUUAAUGUCAAUGAAAAUAUUAAAUUACCAUGACAUCACAAAGUAAGCAACCAUGCGGUUCUUCAGAGUAGCAGAUUUCAAUGGUAGAUAUGAGCUGCGCUCCAGUUUCUUUUAAGCAUCUUUUAAGCAUUAAAUAUUGUUAUAAUGUUUGUUAAUGUUAGGCCAAAUAAAAAUUAUAUUAAAUGGAUAUCUAUUUAUAUAGAAUAAAUACAAUUAUUUCUAAAUUACUGCUUAAAUUAUUAGUCUACCAACAGUAAAUAAUAUGACAUUCAAUAUUCAGUCUUAUUAACGGACGAU
Messenger RNA from Xyrauchen texanus (razorback sucker), 3294 nucleotides. RefSeq names its product rhomboid, veinlet-like 3 (Drosophila) (gene rhbdl3). The transcript is spliced from 9 exons. Gene Ontology annotation, cellular component: membrane. The record is from RefSeq and is a predicted model, not a curated record. Gene Ontology annotation, molecular function: calcium ion binding; serine-type endopeptidase activity. NCBI's taxonomy places the organism in Eukaryota, Metazoa, Chordata, Actinopteri, Cypriniformes, Catostomidae. Bases 411 to 1607 code for a protein of 398 amino acids.